AAAUUGGACAAGCACUGUUUUGACAUCCUGCCAAACAGCAGCAUGGAAAGUAAUUCAACCCGGAAAAGAGGAUGUGCUGAAGGUCUCAUGCAAACAAGUACAAAGUAUUUAAGAUAUUUGAAUUGUUCCAGCUCAGUCACAACUAAAAUGAGAGUCUGCAUGGGAACCUUUCGAGGCAUAUUCGCCGCGAACAUAUCGAAUUCUUCUCUUUGCACGGAGCAAACUAAGAUGAAGAAGUGUCUGAAGAAUGUGAUGCUUACUGAGUGUACCUUCCCCCCUGAAGCGCUGGAAUUGUUUAACUUGACUUUUGCUGGCCAAAAUCCUUUCUGCGCUGAUAAUCGGAACCCUGGGGCUACCGGAAAUGACCAGUGCAACGGCGUGAAAAACAUAACUGGACCCGCCGCCGCAUUCCUUCGCAACGAUAAACCCAAUAGUAUCAAUGCGGCCGCUGGCAUCAAAACCAGUGUUUUGCAGGCGUUUUUGUCUGUUUUCCCGACCACUUGGUUCUUUUUCAGCUUUUAAAGAGGGUACUCUCACAAUCCUUGUUUUUAAACGUUUUAAGGCAAAUUUUAAAAGUUGUGGUAUUGAGCGAGGAAUUUGAGCUGCUAGCUUAUCAAAAGUCUGCAAUGUUUCCUUGUAUUGUUUGCCUUUUAUUUCAUUAACAAGCACUUUCUUAACAUGAUCAUUUCAUAAAUCGAAAGUAAUGAAAGUUUAAAUAAAAUAAUGUUAAAAAGAGACCUUUUUU
Molecule: messenger RNA, 745 nt
Organism: Pocillopora verrucosa
Lineage: Eukaryota; Metazoa; Cnidaria; Anthozoa; Scleractinia; Pocilloporidae
Source: RefSeq, a predicted model, not a curated record